AUGUCGGCGUACGAUGUUUUGAGGUCUGGCCGAGAUACUGUACGGUUAUCUCGAGCUUCAAUGCUGGAUUUAUUUCAAUCCGCGUUUAACAAUAACAACAAUCAGGACGAUUCAAAAACAUAUGGAGUUGUAUACAAGGACCAACAAUCAUCACUCAACGACUAUACUGGUAAAGGAAUCGAGCUAUUGGAUAAGAUCGCUACAUAUGCCAAGGAGCGUGCUGCUAUUGAAUUCGAAUACAGCAAGAAAUUAAAGGAACUUUCCAAAAAGUCGAUGAUUAAGAUGAAGCAUGAAAAUGAAUUAUGGAAUUCAGUGUCAUACGUAAAGGGCUACCAUGACGUAAUAAUGGGAAUUGUCCCAAUUGCCACUCAACAUGAAUUGAUCGGAGAAAGCUUGAAAUCGAACGUUGUUGCGUUUGCAACUACAAAAAUAGCAGAGUAUCGACAAGCAAAAAAACAACUUGAGACUGAUAAUCGUAAUAUGACGAAUCAUUUGAACAGCGUUAUUGGAGAAAUGGUGAAGGCGCAAAAGGAAUAUGGAAAAUCUUUCAAAGAAACUGAAGCAGCGUUGUUAAAAUAUGCAAAAGCAGAGAAGAAUAUGGAAAUUUCCAGACUGGAGUUAGAAAAAACUAAAAAUAAUUAUCAGUUGAAGUGCAAGAUGUUGGAGGAAUCGAAACAAACAUAUGCCACAAUGACUAUGAAAGCAAAUGAAGAGCAGGAUGAACAUUUUGAUAGAAAGCUUCCUCAGCUUCUGGAUCAUUAUAAAACAUUGCACACUAAUCGUGUUCUAGACACAAUUGAAGCUUUAAACAAGUGUGUUGAAAGCGAAGCAGCUGUUAAUUCCGUUAUUGCAAGCUGUCAUCAAGAUAUGCGUCGAGAUAUCGCAAAAGUGGAUCCAGCUCGUGAUGCAAAUCUUGUCGUGGAGAAUAUGAAAUCCGGUCACCCGCGACCGCGCUCAUUCACUUUUGAAGACCUUGGCCACCCUGAGUCAUUCCUUGCAGGCGGCGGAUCGCUUGAUAGCAUCGAUGCAACUCUUAAGAAAGGCACACUUCUUAAUAGAAAAGAUGGGAAAGGAGUGGCGCGUAAACAAUCCAUGCACCAAAAAUUUUUUGGUGGCAGUGAUAAGAAGAAUGACAGCGGCGAUUACGGGACACUUCCGCCGCAGCAGCGGGCAAGGAAAUUAGCUAGUAAAAUUAAUGAGCUCGAAAAAGAAAGAGAUCGUGCGGUUCAAAGUCGUGAAGGCGUCACCAAAAUGCAAGCGGCCUAUAGGGAAAAUCCGAAAUUGGGAAAUCCCAGUGAUUGCGAUCCGCAAUUAAUGCAAUAUACUCGGGAAAUUGAUGCAUUGUCAAACCAAAUUCAAAAGUUCCGACUUAUUCUUGACGACGUAAAUUCACUUCUAGGAAACACUGGAGGAAGUGUUGGUGGCAGCGAUACUCCACCAUCUGUUCGAUCAGUGUCUUCAGCCUCCAGCGGAGUAACUUCAAGGGCAAAUACUAUACAUGACACCAAUCGAACAAAUCGGCGGUUGAGUUUCACUGGAAGUGGAGGAAGUGAAGAGCCAGUGGUUAAUGGAAAUGGAAAUGGAAAAGAUGAGCUUUAUGAGGAAUGCUCAAUUCCCGUGCUUGGAAAAGCAGUUGCUCAAUUUAACUUUGACGGAGCUCAGGAAGGAACUAUACGAAUUGAUGCUGGCGAGGAGCUCUUAUUGAUUGAAAAGGAUGAAGGGGAUGGUUGGACGCGUGUGCGAAAAACUGACAACUCAAUGGAUGGAUUUGUACCAAGUUCCUAUUUGAAGGUGACAUGGUUAGACGGGAACUAA
Messenger RNA from Caenorhabditis bovis, 1815 nucleotides. The record is from the annotation of a GenBank genome assembly. Lineage: Eukaryota; Metazoa; Nematoda; Chromadorea; Rhabditida; Rhabditidae.